AAAAAUAUCGUUCGAAGAAUCGCGACAAUUCGUUUAGUCAGUUCGCAAUAAUCAACAUUAUUGUAUACAUACGAGAAUGAAGACUGUCGAUAGCCAAUAACAAUUUCGUAGGAUUUAAGCAUACAGUGAUAGUGUGGGAGAUUUUUUAAAAGGAACAGAAAUGAUCAAGAUGCGUUUAAACUACUCUCAUUUAUCAUUAAUUAUUGUAUUAAUAAGUACCGCAGCAGUAUCAAAGGUUGAACCUCUGAGGUGCGAAAAGCUCCCUUCAGAUUUAGUACCGCUUAGCCAAGCGAAAGCGGAGCAAAGCAAAACCUCGGAAAAUGGAAAGUAUAUCUUGGAAAUCGCUGGGAAACCGGAGAAGUAUGUGCCAAAUGCAAGAUAUUACGUGACGAUCAAAGUGGACUUCUAUAGAUUCGAGUCGAAAUUCAAGAGCUUCAGGCUUAGCCUGGAAUCGAAGGGAAGCCCCGACGGAGAGGACGUGGGCUUUCAAACUGGAAAAUUCGAGCUGGGCUCAAACCCUUUGGCCAAAUUCAGUUACACAUGCCCCAACACCGUGAUGGAGAGCGAUUCUUUACUAAAACCUAAUGUAUCAGUGAUCUGGAUAGCACCUCCUCCAAAGAGCGGGUGUGUCUCUUUAAGGGCCAUCGUAAUAGAAACGAGAGAAAAAUGGUAUGCGGAUGAUGAAAACGCCUUCAAUGGGCCCCUCACUAAAACCUUAUGUGAGGAUGGUGAGGAAAACGAGGAUACCAUGCCGGAAGUGUUGGAUUUCUGUGGGGCAUGCGAUGAAGCCAAAUACGAGAUGGCUUUCCAAGGAAACUGGAUAAGAAACAACCAUCCGAGAGGUUUUCCUGAAGAUCUUUUCACUACGAAAUUCAGUGAUAUUGUAGGUGCUUCCCAUAAGAACGGUCAUUCAUUUUGGGGCGAAGGUGAAGCGCCUAGUAACGGCCUGAAAGAGUUAGCGUUCAAUGGCAGCACUAAGAGUUUGGAAGCAGAACUUAUGGCCGAUAUGGAAAACCUUCAUACGAUUAUAAAAGCCAGGGGACUAAGCUAUCCAAACAUAACGGCAUCCUCUUAUUCAAUAUUUCGGGUUGAUAAUGAGAACCAUUUGGUGUCUAUGGUGACAAAAAUGGUACCUUCGCCCGAUUGGAUAGUUGGUGUUUCGAAUAUGGAACUGUGCCUAUCGAACGGCUCCUGGAAACAAUACAGAAAAAUCAAUUUGUACCCCCAGGACGUUGGAAUUGACGAUUCCUUCGAAUACCUUGGACACGACAUGUCGACCAACGAAGAACCCGUGGUGACAGCAAUAAAAUCCUCAGAUCCCAGAUACCCGUUUUACAUCGAGUCAGAGGAGAACAUGAAACCCAUUGCAGUCCUCUACUUCAGACUGCAGAAGAUUUAUAAGAAAGAAUGUGAUCCAGAGAGAAAACCCCCUGAAGAGGAAGAAAAAGAACCAGCAGGAUCUUCUGAUAGUGACGACCCAUCAUCAGUAAAAGAUUGCGAAGUGACUGAAUGGAGUAAAUGGUCAAGCUGCAGCGUUAAUUGCGGCAAAGGGCACAUAACGAAAUGGCGAGAAUUUAAAAAUGAAACCCCUCAAAAAAUGUGUGACAAUGUCCCGUUAGAAGAAACGACCGAAUGUGAUUCACCGUGUCAAAGUGGAGAGGUAGAAAUGCAUAUCUGUCCGAAUACUGUUUGGGGUCCCUGGAAACCUUGCUCGGCAGAAUGCACUACUGGUCGAAAAGAAGAAAUAGCCAAAGGUUUCCAGAAAAGGUAUAGACUGAAAAAACCGGUGAAUAAUGAAGAUGACGAGGAGGACGAUUCGUGCCAAAACGUGGAAACGGUUGAAUGCUAUAGACAAUGUUAAAAAAAAACAAUUUAUUUUUAAACAACA
Anthonomus grandis grandis is the source of this 1888-nucleotide messenger RNA. RefSeq names its product spondin-1-like. The record is from RefSeq and is a predicted model, not a curated record. The transcript is spliced from 9 exons. Gene Ontology annotation, cellular component: extracellular matrix. NCBI's taxonomy places the organism in Eukaryota, Metazoa, Arthropoda, Insecta, Coleoptera, Curculionidae. Gene Ontology annotation, biological process: cell adhesion. The coding region runs from base 161 to 1861 and encodes 566 amino acids.